AUGUAUCGAGUACACCGUUCCUCGAUAUUCAGCUACAAAGUAUUCCAUACUUUGGUCAACUCCGACGGGUACCAUGACGGUGGUACGGGGAGGAAAAGGGAAGGGACUUGGUUGUUGGGCUUCUGGGAUAACGGCGUGACUACCUUCCCCAAACUCAGUUCCAGUUCCCUCCUCCCGUCGUCCUGUCAGUUGUCCUCCAACACUGCCGCGCUGCCGCAACCGAGAACGAACCGCCUUUCCGCAGGAGGAGAGAGGCAUGUGGUAAGGAAGGAAAGUAGCGUGUGCGGCCGCCCCAGUGUGUGUCCGUACCUCCCGCACCCGCCGCCCGCCGUCUGUUGUGGCAGAAACCGCAAGCCCCAACUCGCCCUCAUUCGCAGACGCCGUCACACCUCUCUCACUCAACUUUCUGACCAUUUGCCUUACUCUAUCUUGCUGCACCCGCCCUCCACCCUUCCCUUUUCCUCCAGCUUCUGCCACACUUGGAAUUCAGUUCUCUUUUCCCUCUUCUUCAACAUCGCUGCCGCCAGCCAGAUUUCCACCCCGCCACUGCCAUUAUUCAAUCCCGUCCAAAUCGGUUCCGCCACAUUCCACCGCGACUCGUCCGCUCGUCCCGUCAAAUUCGGGGUCGUCCACGAACAAGAACCGCCACGUGUGGCUGAACGAUUCGAAGCUCCCAUGACUUGUCGUUGA
Messenger RNA from Colletotrichum lupini, 690 nucleotides. RefSeq lists its product as uncharacterized. The record is from RefSeq and is a predicted model, not a curated record. The coding region runs from base 1 to 690 and encodes 229 amino acids. NCBI's taxonomy places the organism in Eukaryota, Fungi, Ascomycota, Sordariomycetes, Glomerellales, Glomerellaceae. The transcript has 6 exons.